This is a messenger RNA of Lingula anatina, 4483 nucleotides long. Its product is annotated as superkiller complex protein 2. Gene Ontology annotation, molecular function: RNA binding; ATP binding; RNA helicase activity. NCBI's taxonomy places the organism in Eukaryota, Metazoa, Brachiopoda, Lingulata, Lingulida, Lingulidae. The record is from RefSeq and is a predicted model, not a curated record. Gene Ontology annotation, biological process: nuclear-transcribed mRNA catabolic process, 3'-5' exonucleolytic nonsense-mediated decay. Gene Ontology annotation, cellular component: Ski complex.
CUGCAUUAGAACCACUGUGUAGCUGGAAUAGCAGAAGCACUUGAAUGUCUGUAUGGACAUCAUAUACUAUUUGCUAUAGCAUCACUUUCAUUUUGAAGUUAGAGUACUCCUCACAAAGUUGCUCUAACUCUGCAUGUCCGCAAUGGCUGGGCAGGUUGUGGACGGCAUUGAUAUCGACGGCCUUUCCAUUCUGUCUGUGGGCACCUGCAAUAAUUUUGAUGUCAUUGAGAGGAGGAAGUCAUCCGACACCUCAUUACCUCUGGAAACGCUGCCUUUGGGGUUACCUCCGGUAUUACCCACAUUGAAAGCUGACCUGGAAGAGUAUCUGUCACAUCCAGAGAAGCUACCUGUGUAUGACAUUGAACGUACUCAAAGGUUUUUCAGCAGUAAGGGCUGUCCAGACAACUUAUACCUUGCAGAGCCCACUCCUGUCCAGACCACUAUCAGGGUGGACAGAGAUAUGACCACUGGUCAGUUGCUUGGAUAUAAAGAGGAGUUUCUGGAUGAUACUGGAAGUUCAGCCAAAAACUCGACCUCACUAUCUCGUCCCCCAGGUCCACCCUCUGAAGGGAUCAAGGGAAAUUCCACCAAUUAUCCUUUCUGGCCAGGAGGACUUGAGGAACCUGUUUUUACAGACUUAGCGGCUGACAACCUAACCCAAAUAGAUUUUGAAACUGACCUCCUGUCUUGCCCCCCUGGCUUUGAUCAUGGCAUAGUGUUUGAGUGUAAAAGUCGCACUGAAAACCCUGAGGGGACACUGCAAAAAGAAGCAAGUCAGACCCCCAAUCUCCUGAAACUGAGCGACAUUUUAGAAGCGGAUGAUCUGGACUUCAGUGUAGGGGAAGAGGAGGAGGAGGAAGAUAAGGAAAAAGAAGGAGCAGACAAAGACAAAUUUCAGAAUUCUGCUGAUAUACAGGAUCUUCCAAGAAGUGAAAGUUUUGAGAAUCUAGUCACAAAUACAGACUCUGACCUGGGAGACGUGGUAACAAGGCAGCAGGAAGAGCCACUGGAAAACUGGGCUAUUCCAAUAGAUCUCACUGACCCUGUCAGUGACUUUCAUAAGAGAAUUCCUGAGAUGGCAUGCACAUGGCCAUUUGAACCAGACAUAUUUCAGAAGCAAGCUAUUCUACGUUUGGAGCAAGGCGAGAGUGUGUUUGUUGCUGCUCACACGUCUGCUGGUAAAACAGUAGUUGCUGAGUAUGCCAUUGCUCUUUCUAUGAAACACAUGACCAGGACCAUAUACACGUCUCCAAUCAAAGCCUUAUCCAAUCAAAAAUUCCGUGACUUCAAGCAGAGGUUCUCCAAUGAAGGGGAUGUGGGCUUAGUUACAGGAGAUGUGCAGAUUCACCCUGAGGCUUCUUGCUUGAUUAUGACCACAGAGAUUUUACGAUCUAUGCUGUACAAUGGCUCGGAUGUAGUCAGAGAUUUAGAGUGGGUGAUAUUUGAUGAAGUGCAUUAUAUCAAUGACCCAGAGCGUGGAGUGGUCUGGGAGGAAGUGCUAAUUAUGCUACCACACCAUGUUAAUAUUAUACUGCUCAGUGCCACUGUGCCAAAUACCCGGGAGUUUGCUGGAUGGGUGGGGAGAACCAAGAAAAAGAAGAUGUAUGUUAUCAGUACACCUAAAAGACCAGUUCCAUUGGAACAUUUCCUCUUCACUGGUAACAGCAACAAGACCAGUCACGAACUCUUCCUGCUCCAGGAUGCUAAAGGAAACUUCCUUACUAAAGGGUAUUACCAGGCGAUAGAGGCUAAAAAGGAAAGAACCAGCAAGUCAUCUCAGAGUUUUGGACCAAAGGGUGCUCGAGGAGGAAAUCCUGCACAGGACAAAAAUGUGUGGCUUUCAGUGAUAGACAUGUUGAAGAAGAAGGACAAGCUGCCUGCUGUAGCCUUCACAUUCUCUAAGAAGAAGAUCGAGGACAAUGCCAGCAACUUGUCCAGCGUGGACCUCACCACUCAGAGUGAGAAGAGCGAGAUACACAUCUUCUUCCAGAAGAGUAUAGCCAAGCUUAAAGGGUCAGAUAAAACACUUCCCCAGGUUCUUCACAUGCAAGACAUCCUGAAGCGAGGUAUAGGCAUUCACCACAGUGGAAUCCUGCCUAUCCUCAAGGAGGUAGUAGAGAUGUGCUUUCAGAGAGGAUUAGUCAAGGUUUUGUUUGCCACGGAAACCUUUGCUAUGGGAGUCAACAUGCCAGCCAGGACUGUGAUAUUUGACUCCAUCAGAAAGCAUGAUGGGACAGCAUUCCGUGACCUACUUCCAGGGGAGUACAUCCAAAUGGCGGGUCGGGCAGGACGUAGAGGUUUGGAUGCUACUGGGACGGUGAUGAUUCUGUGUAAAGGAGAUGUGCCAGAGAUGGCUGACCUGCAUAAAAUGAUGCUUGGGAAACCCACACUACUUCAGUCACAGUUUAGACUCACUUAUUCCAUGAUUUUAAACCUGCUUCGAGUGGAACAGUUACGCAUAGAGGACAUGAUGAAGAGAAGCUUUUCUGAGUUCCACUCACAGAAGAGCACCACAGAGAGAAAGAAGACCAUGGCAGAUCUGCAGGAGAAGAUGUCCACAAUGCAGGACUUGGAUUGCAAUGUGUGUUGCAUUGACUUGGAGGGCUAUUACAAAGCAUGCCGAGAAUACUGUAUUACUAAAACAGAGCUUCAGAAAAAAGUUCUCACUCACCCAGCAGCCAUCAAGGCACUGUCACCAGGCAGAGUGGUUAUUGUAGACACAGAACUCUAUCAAAAUACAUUGGCAACAGUAUUGAAAAGCACACUGGGCCAAAACAAUGAAAGGAUGUUCACAUGUUUAGUCAUUUGCGAGAAAAAUGCCAGCAGUGCUGACUCUGCCUCAAAUGCAACCAAAACAGUGGAGGGACCACUGAUAAAACCAGUUUUAGUCAAUCAAGUCUUGUUUCAACCUGAAGGACCAAGCGGCCACGUGAUAGUAGACUUAACAGCUGAACACAUUGGUGCCAUUAGCAAUGUAGCGUUGAAGGUUAAUGCAGACAGAAUUCUUGAGGACUUCAAAAAGAGACAGAUUGCUCGAUUCAAAAAUGAUCCACCUGGCCAGUCUGUAGUGACCACAACUCAGGAACUCCUACGCCUGGCAGAGUCUGAUCCUCAUGGUCUGCCAUCUUUGGACCCAGUCAAGGACUUUGGUCUCCGUGACAUUGACCUUGUGGAGCAGUUCAGGCGACUACAGUUUCUUCAGGAAGAAUUGAAAAAUUUUGCCUGCGUGACUUGCUCCAAUUUCAGAAAGCAUUUUGAAGAAAAACAUAAUUACAUGAGAUUGAAGGAAGAGUAUGCCCACCUCCAGUUUUUGCUGUCAGAUGAAAGCCUAACACUGCUGCCAGAAUAUCAACAGAGAGUUCAGGUGCUGAGAGCACUGAAGUAUAUCGACAACACAAAUACAGUACAACUGAAAGGGAGAGUGGCUUGUGAACUGGGCAAUCAGGAGAUCAUUAUCACUGAACUGGUGUUUGAGAACAUCCUGACUGAUCUCCAUCCCACCGAGAUAGCCGCCUUGUUGUCCUGUGUUGUGUUUGAACAGAAGAGGUGCAGUGAGCCUAGCCUUACACCAGACUUACAGAAGGGCAAAGACUUGAUUCUGAAAAUAGCUACUAGUAUUGGUGAAACUCAGAGAGCCUGUGGGUUACUGACCCCAGUGGACGAGAUCGUGGAAAGCCUCAAGUUUGGACUGACAGAGGUUGUGUUUGAAUGGGCACGAGGCAUGCCAUUCUCAGAGAUCACAGGACUGACCGAUGUCCAGGAGGGCAUCAUAGUGAGAUGUAUUCAGAGACUGGACGAAACCUUGAAGGAUGUCAGGAAUGCAGCCAGGAUUAUUGGUGACCCUGUACUUUAUAGGAAGAUGGAGGAGGCCUCCAAACUAAUUAAAAGAGACAUUGUAUUUGCUGCAAGCCUGUACAUUCAGUGAAUGUUGGGAUGAAAUAUUGUGUAGAAUGUGAAAAUAUUUUUAGAUAAAAUACAUGGAGAUUCUAUGACAUUGUGGUCAACUUCAGGUCAUGUUGCUGAGAUUUGAAAGAGUGAAAUAAACUGUUUUUUACUCCAGGUAGAAGACACAUCAAGUGUCUGGUUCACGUGCAUGUUGCACUUCCCGGAAGCACAGCUUUCAGUCAGAUAUUUGGGAUUAGAAUAUAACGAGUUUAAUUUGAAAGCUUUAGAAUUAUCAGAUUUUUGGUUGGGAUGGAAAUAGUCAAAAUUACAGUGAUAGGUGACCUGCUUGCAAAACUGGAUGCCAAUAUGGCAUUUCAUACAGCCCAUCAAAAUGGCAUAAUUGAAUAUAAAAGUAAUUUAUUUUGAUAGAAUGUUUGGAUUUGAAAAUGGUCCAUGUGUGAUGCUACACUACUGAUUUUUUUUUUCAAUAUUUUUGUAAUAUAUACAUCAGAAUGUUGGUGUUUAACAUCUGCAAUAAUUUCUUUAUCACUGUAUCAUAUUUUUACAUUCUUCAAAAGAAUAAAUGUAAGGUCAUAUA